This is a messenger RNA of Perca fluviatilis (European perch), 3283 nucleotides long. RefSeq names its product tubulin tyrosine ligase-like family, member 6 (gene ttll6). The transcript is spliced from 17 exons. Gene Ontology annotation, cellular component: cilium. The coding region runs from base 324 to 2693 and encodes 789 amino acids. Lineage: Eukaryota; Metazoa; Chordata; Actinopteri; Perciformes; Percidae. Gene Ontology annotation, molecular function: tubulin binding; tubulin-glutamic acid ligase activity. The record is from RefSeq and is a predicted model, not a curated record. Gene Ontology annotation, biological process: microtubule cytoskeleton organization; protein polyglutamylation.
UUUACAUUUGUAGGUUACGUCUCCACUGUGCGUCAAGCCGAGACACGACCCGACAACAUCAACAAAAUUACAAAAGGCUGCUCGGUUAGUGUUACUCGCCGGUAACGAUGGGGCACACUUGUUUGUAACGUGUCCAGAGGCAGAUGGUGCUCGACGUGGAGAUGUGGCUCAUUGGUCUUUCUACUGAGGAGUGUGACAGCGUCUUAAAAGGCUCUUGAAACAAAGAUUAGUGUACAAAAGACGUGUGGAGGCAGACGGCCGGCCGGGGGAGGCAGCAUCUUGCAACACCUUGGUCCUUACAAAUGUAGGCUUAAUAGUGCAGAAUGGGUCUACCUGUGGACAGCCCAGACAGAAAUGAAGGUGCACAUAAAUAUGAGCAGCGGGGAGAAGGAGAGGGUAGUGAAAGCCAAGUUGAAGUCUGCAGCCGCACUCCACCGCCCAUCAACAAGAAGAGGAGGAAAGGCAAGAAGAGACUGUGGAUCAACCUCACCAACUGCAAAUAUGAAAGUGUGCGGCGUGCUGCUCGUAGAUACGGCCUCAGAGAGGCGAUGGAGGGUGAAGACUGGACACUUUUCUGGACCGACUACUCUGUCUCUCUCGACCGUGUUAAGGACAUGAAGCGGUAUCAGAAAAUAAACCAUUUCCCAGGAAUGAUUGAGAUCUGCCGCAAAGAUUUACUCGCAAGAAACAUGAACCGUAUGCUCAAGCUUUUCCCCAAAGACUACAAUAUCUUCCCCAAAACUUGGUGCCUUCCCGCAGAUUACAGUGACUUCCAAGCUUACACCAGGGCCAAAAAAAGCAAGACGUAUAUCUGUAAGCCAGAUACCGGUUGCCAAGGCAAAGGCAUCGUCAUCACCAAGUCAAGUAAAGAAAUUCAACCUGGAGAACAUAUGAUCUGCCAGGUUUACAUCUCCAGGCCUUUUAUAAUCGAUGGAUACAAGUUUGACUUGCGUAUCUACGUGCUGGUGACUUCAUGUGACCCAUUCAGCAUAUUCAUGUUUAAGGAGGGACUGGCUCGCUUCUGCACUACCAAGUAUAACGAACCGACACACGGCAAUGUGGAUGAUGUGUGCAUGCAUCUCACCAACUACUCCAUCAACAAGAACAGCGAGAACUUUCUUCGUGACGAGGACACUGGCAGCAAACGGAAGCUGUCCACUCUGAACAAGCUCCUGGAGUCCAUCAGCUGCAACACAGACAAGAUGUGGAACGACAUUGAGGAUGUGAUCGUAAAGACUCUGAUCUCUGCUCACCCAAUCCUCAAGCAUAAUUACCACACGUGUUUCCCAAACCACACCACCGGCAGCGCCUGCUUCGAGAUCCUGGGCUUCGAUGUGCUGCUGGAUCACCGGCUCAGACCCUGGGUGCUGGAGGUGAAUCACUCCCCAAGUUUUACCACCGACUCUCAGCUGGACCGCGAGGUAAAGGAUGCGUUGCUGUACGACACCCUGGUUCUCAUCAACUUGGGCGCCUGCGACCGCCGAAAGAUCACCAAAGAGGAGCGUCGCAGGGUGAAGGACAGGCUGCAGCAAAUCAGCACCAAAGAAGCCAGGUCGGAGGAGCUGCGUCAGUGCCAGGCAGCCACGGUGGAGCAGAUGGAAAAGUAUGAGGCCAAACACCUGGGAGGCUUCAAGAGGAUCUAUCCCAGAGAGGGAGGGGAGAAAUACGACAAGUACUUCAAACACAGCAGUUCGCUCUUCCAGGAGACCGCAGCGUCCAAGGCCAGAGAGGAGUGUGCCAGGCAACAACUGCAGGAGCUGCGUCUGAAGCAGGAGCAGAAGGACCAGAGGGGAGGCCGGAGGAAAGACUUGCAGGGGGAGACGGCGGGGGAGAGAGUCAAACCACGACGAGCACAAACACAACCCCCCAGCUCAAACUGUGACUGGGAGCUGCAGCCGCCAUCUCUGUCCAGUGCGGCGGUGCAUCCUGAAGCAGCAGAAGUCCGAGAGGAGAAGCAGGAGCAGCUGCUGGAGGAGGACACAGACAUGGAGGAGCAGGAGCGGGUCGACGCGCUGCUCCAGAGGAAGAAACUACUGCAGGACCUGGGGGUGGUGGAGCAGAUCCACCAGCUGCUGCAGGGCCGCAGAGACGCAGAGGGAGUCCUGCAGGACGCCUGCACCCAGCAGCAGAGGCAGGCUCAUCAGAGACAACAGACAAAGUUGGACUCUUUGGCACAGUUUUCCCAGAGGACAAAGCAGCAGCAGCAGCCGCCCCACACACAGAUGUCAUGGCAGCACAUCCAAUCCCAGAUGACUCAGCAGCGCCUGCACCGGCCCCCGAUGGACCAGAGGAGCCUGCUCACGACGGAGCUCGAGAGCUACAACAGAGAAGUCCACAGGUCCAUCAGCUCCCAGCGGAUACACUGGCCAGGUAAACACUUCUCCGCCCUCGGCAUGCUGGGAUUUGAAUCAAGUGACCUCAACACUGCAGCUAAAGUCGGUGGCUCUCUGUCUGUCAAGCAGGACGCCAGGAGCAGCCUCUACACCGACGCCCGGUCCCGUCCCAGCAUCCCCAUCAUAAACCCCGUCCCUAAAAGAGGCCUGUGCUGCUCCUACAUGUCCCACGACCCCGCGGCCCUGCAGAGCCUGCUCGUCAUCUCCGCUCGCGCCCCCCUGGUCAGGAGGCCUGGCUUCUCUCACAUGGUCCGCAACGCCUCCCGCAGAGCCCCCCAGCAGCACGGGAAGGGCCAGUGAGGAGCCGGCCAGAGCCGCUGCGGGAUUAAAACCACCGUAGACACGCGGGACCUGAGGAGAACUGGAGGUAGAGAGGAUUUUAAACUGUGAACACACUGAGAAACACACUGUGCCUAUGAGGAAUACCUCAUGUUUUAUAUCUGGACUCCUGCAGUUUACUCUGCUUGCCACUAUAUAACCUCCAGCAUCCCCAUCCACCAUCAUGGGUUUUUUAACUUUUUCUACCCACUGUGUGUGCUCACUUAUGUGUAAUAUUUUGCUCCGGGGAUGAAUUAUCUCCAACAAACCUCACUGGUUUGACAGUGCCAAAAUAAAAGCAGACAAGGCUGAUUUAACACCACAUGGCAUGCCUGAUCCAAAUCCCCUGAAGGAAAUCUAAUAAACUCGCUGAUUAUUGGGAGUUGAAGCUGACUCAGUGAAUAUUAAGGUAUAAUUAAUUAAGAUUAAACCCCUAUUUGAAGAUAAACUGAGGGAUAUUAAUAAAAUAAAGGCCUCCUGCUUCUUCACUCAAGGAAAUGUUUGUGCAGUCAAGUAUUGAAAAUCUAUUUUUCUUUUUUGCACUGAUGGUCAAUAAAAUAUCUUUUUUUUAA